AGGGUCGCGACUCAAUAAAAUAGGGAGGCGCGCCGGACGGGCGGUGUUCGCGUAGCGAUCGCUGGUGACAUACGGUUGGCGUGUAAAGUAAACGACGUACGCGGCGUGAUGAGUUUGACAGCGACAACGAUCGACACUGAGUGACGCGCUUCCUCCUUCUCCUCCUCCUUUUCCUCUUCCUUCACUCCUCUCAGCGUACACCCGGAGUAAAAAAAUCCGGAGUAAAAAACGAGAGUGACCAUUCGACAUGAGACGAGAGAGAGAUGCGAUCGAGGAGAGUCCCGUGACAAAAUAAGAUCUCGCAAGGCAUUUAGGUGUAUUAUUAUGGCAGAAUGGACGAACGUAAAUUGCUACCGUUGCUGAUACUCUUUCUGACAGGAUGGCAGGAAGCAUUGGCUGUGGUACCAAUGCGGUAUGUUGCUGUGGACGUGGGUAAAGAUCUGAAACUAGCCUGUGCCGAGGAAAGUGAUCUUUUACAUUCUGAGGAAUCCAAUGUGAUGUGGAUAAGAGAGGGACGGAAGGAUGGACAGGUAGAACGGCUGAAAAUUGAGCCGAAUGGUGUGUUGGAACUGUUAAAUGUCAGUGUGGAUGAUGCCGGCAAUUAUUCAUGUACUUUGGAUGAUACUGUGAAAGCUAAGAUCAAUGUGGAAGUCAAAACACCUCCCCCAGCUCUGCACAAUGUAUGGGUCAAGCCAUCCACGAUAUUGGCCAAUAUUCUCUGGGAAGUGAAUGGUACCGGCGGAUAUCCUAUCAUAGACUUCACUGCCGAAUAUCGUUUGAAACCAGUCGCGGGUGAAGAACCGGAAGAAUGGAAGCCCAUUAUUCCGACACACAUUCCUCCAAAUUCUAGACAGAUAGAUGUGUAUCAUUUGGUGCCAAACACUACAUACUCGUUCCGAGUGUGGGCAACCAAUCAGCUAGGAAAAGGAGAGAUCGUGGAGGUCGAGGGUCACACGCAUUACAGUGUAGAAGAAUUGGAGCUCGCCCGACACCUCUUAGCCGGCGUAGAGAAUUUCGAUACACGCGUCUGGGUGGCAGCCGUAGGUAUAGUGAUGGGCACACUUAUGAUUCUUGGUUUAGGUACUUGUUACCUACUGUAUCGCGAGUGCAAGGCACCCUCGCAGCUGGAGGAGCAGGAGGUGAUUGAGCUCGUCCCCAACAUCAUUCUGAAUCCGGGAUUUUUCGACGAGCGCACCGAGCACGUACCACAAGAUGAGAACUUCAACAAUCAGACGACUACACGCCUCAACAACAACAGCGUCGUGCAACCUAGACGGCUUUAGCGUUUUUUGUUUAGCUUAGACUUGCUCCGCUCCGAAGUGAGUAAAUUGGACGUAAUUUUCUACGUCAUCUCGAACGUAAGUAAUUGAAUUUAAUCGGAAAGGCCUCGAGUUUGUCUAUAAAGAAAAAAUGAAAAACGAUGAUGGACGAAAUUGAUAGACUAAAAAACGCAAGACUAUUAGCGAUUAUGGCGAAAGGAGAAUACGUUUCGGGGAAAUUUCGGAACACUUCAGCAGUCCAUCAAUAGCUUCAAGUGCCUCGCUAGUUUCCUCGACUUUUCUCUUGCAAUCAGAGAUCGAACGAAAGAACGGCUUCUAUUCUAAAAGGGUUUUCGCAAAAACCCAUAUCUCUUUAAUGCUUUUAAGGAUUCUAAUGGGAUAUUUGUAAAAAAUUGCUAUUAUUCUUGGAAAAUUUACAAACAAUUUCAAGGAUAAAGUAAGUAGAUUUUUAUAUGUGCAGUAAUAUAGAGAAAAGUGUAAAAUAGAUAGAUUAAAGCUCAUUUUUGAGAACUUGUGGGAGUUGUAUCUAUCAAAAUAUAAUGAUAUUAAACGUUAUGAUUUUAAACUUGUAGAAACAAACGAGACUGUCGAAACAGAAGGAAUUGAGAAAAAAAAAAGAAAAUGAAAGUUCUCGAUUUUCGAUUCUCGUUCGAUCUCUGAUGUUACAACGCAACAAUGAAGUGUUCAAAACCAGAAUGUAAGACUCCACGUCAGAUUUCUUCGCGAGAGGAGGUAAUAGAUUUUUUUAGAAAUGUUUACUGCAGGACGUUCUUUGUCUUUCUCGCGUAUAGUUUCUCAAUGAGACAUACUCAAUGAUUGCUCAGUGAUCGAGCUUAAAAGGAAGUAGAACUUCUGUGAGCCAAAAGAAUUGUAGUAAGACUGUAACUUAAGAGUAUAAUUUAAAAGAAUUCAAAGAAUCACGUGAUGAUCGAACGAUAUUCAAAAAAGAGAAAGAUGUAUUUUGCACUUGUUUAUCUUUUUGAAAAAGUAACUCAAUGUGCGCGAAUGGCAUGCGAGUAUUAGGAUUGUUUUAACAUGCUCAUUUAUCAUUUAAGCAAUCGGAUCGUACAUAUAUAUUUACAUAUAUACAGUAUGACGAACUUACUGCCGUUUUUAAGGUGUGCACAAGUCGUUGAAAGAUCCUUCCUAGGAAUAUCUGCGAAAGUCUUUUUUUUUUUUAAUAAAUUUACGUUUAGAUACUCUCACUCUUUGUGUCUUUGUUAGUAUGCUGCUGCUCGUUAUGUGUGCUUCGUGGAAAAAUCUCGAGAAUUCAAUAGGAUUCAAUAGGGUAUAGACACAAGAAUAUUAUUUUAAUUCUAAUAGUAUAUAAUAUAUAUGGACUAUUGUUUUUAUAUAUAUUAGAUUUUUGUCCGUAAUAUUUUUCAUAUCUGCAUGUGACUGCUCGAGGGAUGCGCAAUAUUGCUUUAGCACACUUUUGCACCACCUUUAAUACUACCACAACUAUGUCUAUGCAGUCUACGACUCGCACGUCGUUUCGCAAAAAUCAAAUUUUCCCAAACAGUGACUAAGGAAAAGAAAGACAGACGGAUAACUCUGCAAAGCACAACUAUCAAUAGAUAUAAUAAACCGUACGAAAAGAUAAGUGACGUUCCACUUCAAUAGCAUCAUUUUCCGACGAUAUUCCGAUGUCGUUUUCUAGUUGAGAAAGAAGUCUUGUAUCUUUUAUUAACACCGUCGGAAAAUGAGGCAAUAAAGAAAUGGGUCGCCUGGUACAGCAGCCUAUAACGCGCGAAGAUUAACGUGCAUUUUGCAUCGCGUGCAAUAAUAAGAUUUUAAUAAUCACUAGCACUUAAUUAUACAUUUAAAUAAGAUGGAGAUAAAACACAUUACAUAUUUUGAAUAACGCUGUCGUACUAGACGUGAAUGAAUCUCUAUUAUAAUUGAGCAACUGGACAUGCUGCAAUACUCUCGGGACACUGUUUCGUGCGUGUGCACAAGAUUUCAAUGUUAACGUUCGAUGCGAUAAUUAACGGAUGGACGUUUGAUUCCUGCUAAUGAGAAAGAAUGUUUGAUGUAGGAGCAGCAAUCGAUUUCGAUGAAUUGUUCCUUUACAUCUGUUAUAUUUUCUCCUGUUGCUAUAAUUAACCGCUGGUCGUUUUUUACUAGGGAAAACACAACACUUUAUCUCCUAAAGUAUUUGUUAAACAAUUUGUAUAUAAUUUGUAAAAUUAUUCUAAAUAAUAAUUUAAACAUAUUCCUCUUCUUUAUAUCUCUCGACGAUCGAGAGACGUAAUGUUUCAUAAAUUAAAUUUAUUAAAUUUACUCAAAAUAUAAUGGCACACAUAUAAGUUUCAAGUCAACUGUAACGUGAUAUGAUACUUUAAUGCACGCAGGUUGUAUAAAAAUUGGUUGUGCGUUGUUACACUGAGGCUUUGGAUUUGCUUCUUCUUUUAACACAUUCUUUAAUAUACAUAUUUAUGUGUAUAAAAGAAUAGCGAUAUAAGAGUAAGCGGAUCGACAUUCAGCUUCGUACUAUGCACUCUGUGUUGUGAAUGGUAUAUAGAUAUAUAAGAAAAUAAUACAAUAAUAAUUAUGAUAAUGAUACGGAAAUACGUGUAUGUAUAUGUAUACACACACAUAUAUAUAUACAUAUAUAAUAUAUUUAUAUAAUCGAAACAUCAUGCUAUUUUAUAGGUAUAAGUAAAGACAAUUUUUUAUAUACAUUACGAUUAUGCUGAAACCUGAUGAUAAUAUUUAUCUAUAUGUCGAGAUAGACGAUGAUUCUAUACUAUGACGUGAUACUGCGUCUUGCUUUGCUGAUCGACAAAUCUCGCUCACGAAAGUUACUUGUAUAGUGCAUCCCUCUUUAAUUUACCACAGAAGAGUCGUAUUAUUUUUAUUUUUCAAAACGCUAUAUAUAUAAGAAU
Messenger RNA from Acromyrmex echinatior (Panamanian leafcutter ant), 4168 nucleotides. RefSeq names its product contactin-1a. NCBI's taxonomy places the organism in Eukaryota, Metazoa, Arthropoda, Insecta, Hymenoptera, Formicidae. The record is from RefSeq and is a predicted model, not a curated record. Gene Ontology annotation, molecular function: protein binding.